GAGGUAGUCAGCGCAGCCCUUGACCUAUGCAGAGGAGAUGUCCGCACGCAGCACAUGUUGAUGCCAGCUCUGUGCUCACUCCGGCUCACAGUGGCAAGCAGCUGCAUGCAUUACUUGGAGUUGCAGAGGGCAUCUGCGGUGCUGUCAGAGCUGGAGUUGUCUUUGCAAAGUGCUGGAGAGUUUGGCGGCCUGGACAUGCUGAGCCAAAGGAUCGCCUCGAGAGCUACGCUGCUGCGCAGCCGAGCAGCCUGGCUUUCAGGCGGUGCCGCCUCUGCUGAGGCAGCUGACUGCAGAAGGACAGCGAAGGAUAGGUUCUACGAUUCUCCUCCACCUUGCACUGGAUUGUUAGCCAUGGCAGCAAUGGGGCAUGAACUGAUGCGACGCCAGGAAAGCCUCAUCGAGCCGGUUCCGAACCCUUUUUCCAAUCCGGCACCUUUCACUCUUUAUGAGAUUCUGAAAGCCUGCUUGGUAGGUGUCCUGCUCCUCCCUGCGCGGAUCGGGACGAUCAUUGCUGUCGGUGUGACAGAAGUGCUUCUGGUUCGGCUUGCUACGCUUGGUACAGAGUUGAAGGAAGAGCGUGGCUGCUGGCAGCACACCGCACAAUUCGAAUGGUGGCGGCUUCGGCUACUUGCCCCUCUGAAAUGUUUGAAUCGUUUGGCACUGGUCGCCUUUGGCUUCUGGCCGGGUUGCAUCAAGGUCAAGGAUUUGCGCAAGGUCCCGUCCAGCCCCACCAAGAUUCUGGCGGUAGCGAUUGGCGGCCUUCAACUUUUCGUCCUGCCUGGUAUCCGGCUCAGCCGCCAUGGCCAGGAGUACAAAGCCGUUGCUCCUAUCAGCUCCACAGAAACGACCUUGGCACUACGGCCGGACGAGGCACCGCCGCCGAUAAUUGUCUCAGCGGAUGCAGCCCCCAGGGCCAGUUCUGUUCCAGCGGAUGCUCUCGGCAUGCAGGUACUCCCACCUACCAGCGCCGUGGAUGGUGUGCAGCAGGCUUACAAUCAGCCCAACCGGAACAACCAAAGCCUCACCUUUCGGCACCGCGACGUCGUUACUUCACCUGCCGCCACCGACUCUCCAGGACUGCUGUGCAAAGAGGAUUACCAAAAGAAAGAGUUCAAGACGUUUCUUGACAAUCAGACGGAGAUUCGGCCUCUAGAUGACCAUGCCAUCCGUGCCGCCAACCGGAUGGAGAAGUUUAGGAAGACGAAAAAACUUAUCCACCUAGGAUCUGGCCAUAACAUCAGACAAGACAGUAUGGCAGCAUGGGCAACGAGGAAGGUUCUGCAGGCGAUGGAAACGAUUGUCCCUAGCAGCCGCAGCAACGCCCCCCAGCAGCUGGACUUCGACUUCGACACACGCACACUGGGCGACAUGAUGAACACAGGGUUUUGGAAGAAGAUCGGAGACCUGGGGAUUGAGCUUGGCCACCAUGAGAUUUCAGGCAGUGCUGCUUUGGCAGACCAGCUGCUUGCUUUGCCGCCACCGCCGCCGCCGGCAGAGGGGCUGCUUGCUUUGCCGCCACUUCCGCCGCCGCCACCUCCGACCAGUCCGCCCAGAUUCAGGAGUGACAGCCGGAGCCCGGGGCGGCGCCAGCACAGUAGAUCGAGGACCCCGCGAAAUAGUCGUCAAACUCCACGUGACGAGCGGCGCAGAGCAAGGAGUCCACCAAAGGCUCGGAUGAGCCAGCUGCGAAGAAACAUGCUGGAGCAUAUCAGCAAGGAAGCGGAACGUUUCCAAGUUCCGCGCCGCAAUUUCAAAUAUGAGAAACUUGAUGUGCGUGAUAUAGAGACAAGCGGUGAGACCAUCGACAAGGAGACGUAUGAUGAAUUGGUACAUGACCUCCAAUUGGGAAGGCAGGUGGACACACUUCCUCCGUUGGUGGUGAUCAAGUUCGUCGGAACACCACCAAGCCGAUCAGUCCAUGUGGCGGUGUUUGGCAAUGCGCAGCUGCAAGCAGCAAAGGAACAUCAGCAGCGGAGCAGAGGCAGAGGAGACUUGCAGCUUAGGUGUGACGUCUUUGAAGAUGUCAACUUCCUUGGCGAAGAGAAAGUGCCCGCACCUCUGGCUUGCAAACUGGUGCUGCAGUCGGAGGAUCAGAUGGCCUGCUUGCGUCGUUUCCUCGCGAACAAGCGUCACGCAGCAUACGAUCCCGCAGAGACGGGAAGCAGCGUGCUGCACAAGUUCAAAGACAACGUGCGAGUGGUGGACGUGAAAGACAUCCGUCACUCUCACGACGCUGUGAACAUGCAUUUUGCGCAUGGCGCACACAAGGGACAGUCAGUCCAAACACUGGUGGAGGAUCUGAUUUCAGGGAAGCUCGCGCCGAGAGACAUCACGCCACUGGUGUUGCUCGAACUGAAAGAGGGAGAAUAUUGGGCUAUCUUUGGAAAUAGGCGCCUCAAGGCUUUGAAAGAGUUCCGCGAGCGCAAGCGGCGUCCUGGUCCCGUCUUGAUGGAUUGCCUGGUGUGGGACAAGGUGGAGCUCGACCUGUCCGCUCUGGGUCUCGGCGCUGUCAAGAGGAUAUCUGAGGCUGUGAGCUCCCGCGACGAUUUGUGCUGUGACUCCAGUCUCGCCGUGUGCGCCUCAUGUGACAGCUUCCUGGCAGAUCCUGGGAGCUCUGCUUUGGACUCGCUGCUUAUCGGUGUGGCCUUCCCGCCUGUUCCCAGCGGCGUGGGGAUGACAGGUCUGCUUCAGAUUCCAGUGAUGAGGAGUUUGGCCGUUGCGGCCCAGGCCAUUUUCGUGGACCGUAGCAAUCCGGAGAGCAGGCGCAGUUGCAAAGAGGCUAUCCAAGCCAGGGUAUCAGAAUCCUGGCACGGACCGCCGAUGAUGAUCUUCCCUCAG
Messenger RNA from Symbiodinium necroappetens, 2838 nucleotides. NCBI's taxonomy places the organism in Eukaryota, Dinophyceae, Suessiales, Symbiodiniaceae. The record is from the annotation of a GenBank genome assembly.